Molecule: messenger RNA, 1726 nt
Organism: Formica exsecta
Lineage: Eukaryota; Metazoa; Arthropoda; Insecta; Hymenoptera; Formicidae
Exons: 3
Coding region: 18-860 (280 amino acids)
Cellular component (GO): extracellular region
Molecular function (GO): chitin binding
Source: RefSeq, a predicted model, not a curated record
GCGGAUGCAUUAGAUUGAUGAAAAAAAUUCGUCCUUAUCGAUGUGAAAAGAAACCACGAGAAAAAAUUAUUCUGCCGCAGUUAUAUCGCAAGCCGACGGCAACGCCGAUAGACGCUCGCGAUUAUCCUCAAUCGACGGCUAUCCGCAUCGGUUCUCCGUCGCGAGCUCCCGCUCGAGGCCAGUACGGACCCAACGGGCCUACGCAAGAGGAACUCGAGGAGGAGAAGGAGGAGCCCGAUCGUCUCAGUCUUCUUCUACCCCAGAGCAGAUUCGAUUGCGUCAACAAGCAAACCGGCUACUAUGCUGACGAGGAUCUCAACUGCGAGGUCUUCCAUUAUUGCCAAGACAACGCCAAGCACUCUUGGAUCUGUCCUGAGGGUUUCACCUUCCACCAAGUGCAUUUAAUCUGCAUGCCACCCAGCGGCGACAUCAGUUGUAAGAAGAGUUCGCAAUAUCAUUUUGUCAAUGAGUAUCUAUACAAGCCGCUGAAUCUCCAAGAGGCCGAAAGCAAGCCCAAUGUUACCCUGAGGUACAGCGAAAGGUAUUACCCCUCUGAUAUUUACACGGAUCAAAGAGAGGUCGGUGACUAUCAGAUCACUCCUACGGCUGCUCCCACGCGUCGUCCUGCCCCACAGGUCCUUGUAAGUCCGCAGUCUCAAAGUUUGAACAGCAUUCCUACAUCGGUUCGUCCACAGCCCACAGGAGUGCCGCAGUUUCGUCUCCCGGUGAACCAGGUAUUCCACAGCCCCGAAGAAGUCAACAUCCCCCUUCAGCAUAGGCGACCGCAGCCGCAACAGCAGCAGCAUCAAGUUCUCAGACGAUAUCCUCAAAUUCAAUCCGACGAGGAGGACUACGAAUAGAUUCUUAUUGUUAGAAAUCUUUAGCUCUCUAUGAAUUCAACUCAUUCAUUCGAAUUUUUAGAUUCUUCACGAUUCUCUCAUUAAUCACCAACGAUAUUCGAAACACAUCUCUCGAAUCAUCUGAUAUUUUUUUCAAUUCCUUUCGCGCGAAAUCGACUAAAGAUCACGAAAUUCAAGAUACUAUAGAAUUUUUGAAUUAUUGGGCGGCGUUCAGCGGAGAAAACCGCUCAGUAGCAAUCGAACGCGAUUGGCUCUUACUUUUGAAACCAACAAAUCAACAUCGAGUGUUGACAAGACGAUAACUGAGCGACAUGCGCCAUGCGCUGCCGCGUCCUGCGUGCAGGAGCCAUUAGGGCGCGAUUUCACUUAACGUUUGUCGACGUUGUCGGAUGCGGUGAUUGGCUAUCAGAUAGAGAUUUCUUAGAAUCUCGAUAGAGAUUCUAGAAAUUCUCGAUUCGAUAGCCAAUCACCGCAUCCGACAACGACUGCGAUCCGAUACUUUCUGCCGAUAUUGAAAACCUAUAGUUUACGCCACUAUAAAUUUUCAAUACUGGCAGUAGAUAUCGGAACACAGCCAACGUUAGAGACUUGUAAAGAAAAAAAAAGCGAGAGAAACUGGUUGCAAGAUAAAAAAACGCGUAAAAAUUGAUUUAUUUAAAGUAUCGUUAAAUUAAUGAUAAUACGCCGAUAAUCAGCACGUCUUCUUUCUAAUUAACUGCUAAUUAAAGCUAAUUUAAUUAUUGUAAAUAAUAAACGAUCAAUAAUAAUUAAACGAUACGCUAAGUUUGCUUGUAUUCGUAGUAUGUAAUUGACUUUAAGAAUUGAUAAGUGAGAGGAUAGCCAAUAAAAUGUUGUUGCGUUAUUUU